This is a messenger RNA of Hyaloscypha bicolor E, 438 nucleotides long. RefSeq names its product ankyrin. Gene Ontology annotation, molecular function: protein binding. The transcript has a single exon. NCBI's taxonomy places the organism in Eukaryota, Fungi, Ascomycota, Leotiomycetes, Helotiales, Hyaloscyphaceae. The annotation marks the transcript as partial. The record is from RefSeq and is a predicted model, not a curated record.
CUACUGCUCGAAAAAGGAGCUAAUGUGAAUGUCCAGGGCGGACGCUUCGGCAAUACGCUCGAAGCAGCUUCUAAAAAGGGUUACGAGGCAGUUGUUACGCUGCUACUCGACGAAGGAGCCGAUGUGAAUGUCCAGGGCGGACGCUUCGGCAAUGCGCUCGAAGCAGCUUCUAAAAAGGGUCACGAGGCAGUUGUUACACUGCUGCUCGAGAAAGGGGCCGAUGUGAAUGCCCAGGGCGGAUUCUAUGGCAAUGCACUACAAGCAGCUUCAGAGAGAGGCCACGAAGCAGUUGUGGCACUACUGCUUAAGAAAGGGGCCGAUGUGAAUGCCCAGGGCGGACGAUAUGGCAAUGCACUCCAAGCAGCUUCCGCUAUGGGUCACGAGGCAAUUGUUGUUACACUGCUCGAGAAAGGAGCCAGGGCAAAAAACAUUACUUAA